Molecule: messenger RNA, 609 nt
Organism: Candida albicans SC5314
Lineage: Eukaryota; Fungi; Ascomycota; Pichiomycetes; Serinales; Debaryomycetaceae
Exons: 1
Coding region: 1-609 (202 amino acids)
Source: RefSeq, a predicted model, not a curated record
AUGAUAAACAGUGGUAAUGGUUGUUGCUGUUGUUUUUUUCUUGCUGGUCGCCUUUCAUAUUUUUUUUUCAGAUGUUGGCAAAAAUGGACUGAAAAAAAAAUCGAAAAAAAAGUUGAAAGCUGCGGUCGUGUCUCAUGUCCAAAUCAAGCGUUAUUGGAAUUUUGGCUUAUAUUACAUGAAAAUUCUGAGAAGUUUCUCCAUUCACCUUUUUCUUACAAGUACCGAAAUAUGUUUAGAAUUGUUGCCAGAGCCCCUAGGAUACUCCCAUAUCGUCGAUUUACCACUACCCCUAGCUUGAGGUUUUUUGACAAAGGGCCUACUGCUGAAGAACAGGCCCAGGCAUUGGAAAAGGUCAGUAAAGUGGUUGCCGAAAACCCAGAGUUGUACAAGUUGAUGGUUGAAUUUAAACAGUUACUUGAAAAGAAAGGAUUUGAAACCGGGGCAAAACCAUCUAUGACUCAAAUGUUUAAAUUGUUGGCCGACAAAGAUAUCAGAGAACAUGGUGCCAAAUUCAAACACUUUUUGGAAACUACAGACACAGGACUCACUCAAAAUGAGAUCGCAACUGUAAGUGGUGCAUUUUUAUUCAAAAAUAAAGAUAUUAAAUAG